Messenger RNA from Lactuca virosa, 1245 nucleotides. Lineage: Eukaryota; Viridiplantae; Streptophyta; Magnoliopsida; Asterales; Asteraceae. The record is from the annotation of a GenBank genome assembly.
AUGUUUUUUUUUGGCUACACUCUUACCUGCAAUCGAUCGGUUUCUACCAAACAAGUCUCAAGUUGUUGCUGCUAUUCCUGGUACCUUUUUUUGGCAUGGUAUGCUGCACAAAAACAUUGGCUGGCUAACAACAUUUUGGGUCUUGCAUUCUGCAUUCAGGGAAUUGAAAUGCUUUCACUUGGCUCUUUCAAGACUGGUGCCAUUCUGUUGGCUGGACUUUUUGUAUAUGAUAUAUUCUGGGUGUUUUUCACUCCAGUGAUGGUCAGUGUUGCCAAAUCAUUUGAUGCACCUAUCAAGCUUUUAUUUCCAUCAAGAAUUGCUGCACGCCCCUUUUCCAUGCUUGGUUUAGGUGACAUUGUAAUUCCAGGGAUUUUUGUAGCAUUAGCACUGAGAUUUGAUGUGUCAAGAGGAAGAGAGAGCCACUAUUUUAAAAGUGCCUUUCUGGGAUACACAGUUGGGUUGGUCCUUACAAUUGUUGUCAUGAAUUGGUUUCAAGCUGCACAGGGUCAACACGUGUGUUCGUAUUAUAGUCUUUAUGGGAUUUGCAAAUACGGGCCGGGUUCCACAAAACUGGGGUCUUCUCCUUGAUUGUUUUUUUAUGAGCAAUCAUCUGGAAAUUACGAUGAGAGGAACUAUCCAAAUAGAUGGUCAGGUAGGGUCAUGUUUUGGACCAUUUUGCUUCUGUCCUUGACUAGGUAAUAUGAUGGGGUUUUGGGGGAAUAUGAAACUACAGAUUGUUAAUAUUCAGCCUCUUACAUUGGUGGCAAAAAACACAUCCAAAUGAUGAUGUUAAGGAUCAUCCGGAUGAAAUCGUUAACCAAACUGACACCGCUAACAUGAUAAAGGACGUUAGUCAAUCUGAAAACGUUGACUUUCAAACCAACACAGAUGAAACUCCCCAAGAUAUAUAUAUUUUAUAUCUUCAUUUAUAUAAUGCUCAUUAUAACCUUUGAAUCUUUGAUGCCAAGCCUCUGAGUUGGACUGGCGACAUAUACAAAGCUGUCAAUUACUCCCAUAUCUGUAUCUCAUAUGAUUGAGGUAGAUAUUGAAAAGGCUGCAUCUGAAUGAAUUACUGCUACACUUCAAACCGAUAACUGAGGUGGAACUUCAAACCGAUAACUGAGGUGGAGUGGAGUAAUUAAUUAUUAAUGUAGGUUGUAUAUAUUCAGUUGAUGAAUUGAUUUUAUUGCCGAGUAGUAGGUUUUGUUCAUGCUUUAUUGUUCUUGAAACUGAAUGCUUGGUCCA